AUGAAUACUGUUCAUAAAAUACCAUUAAUUGAAUAAAUGUAAACAUUAGAUGAAAAUGAAUAGAGAUUGUCUGAUCAAUAGUUAAGUAAAAGGAUCAAUAAAUUAAACUAAAUUAUCCAUUAACAAUGCCUUAUCUAGAAUUAGCCAUUUAUCUGUUCAUAAUGUUAAUACUGCAUUCUUUUUCGUUAGAGAAAUUGGAAGAAAGGUAUGAUAUAGGCAAUGAUGAAUAUGGUAUUUAUUUUAAAUGCUGGUAACAAUACUGGUGGUAAUCCUUCUGCUACCUAUACAUCUGCUUUGAUUGGUGGAUUAAUUAAUGGAUUCUUUAGUGGAAGUAUCAUAUUAUAUCUAAAGGUAAUCAUUCAAUCUAUGUACAAGCUUGGGUCGCUGCAGGAUUCAAUUAUUAUAUAGUAUAAUAAUUUGGAUAUGAAGCAGUUCCUUCUGUAAAAAUAAAGAUUGGAUUAUAAAUAAAUAUAAUUUGAAAUGGUAUCAUUUAAUGGAUUUUAUGCCAAUUAUGUUAUUGAAGGAUAUUAUUUUGGAUUAUUAUUUUUAAUUGCAAAUAGUAACAUAGAUUAUGUUUUUGGAUUAAGUAAUAUGCAUUCCAAUAAUGGAUUUUAAUUAGAUCAUGAUAUAUUUGAAAUGAAUCAAGGUAAAAUUAACUACAUAAAGUAGAAUUCUAUAGAAGAGGUUGUCUUUAUUAUUUGGGAACAUCAAUAUUUAUAUUCUUUAUACUAUAUUUCGGUUGGAAGAUAAAUAAAGAUCUCCCUUUGAUUGUAUUAGUAUGCUUAACUGGUUUGACAGUUGGUAUACUUUAUUCAACAGAAAAGUUUUUAAAGAAUGUUUAUGGUGAUGUAAGUUUAAAAUAAUCUUUUAUUGAAAAUGGGGGUCCUCCUUUCUAACCAGAUAUGAGGGCACUUAUCUUUCUAUUUGUUUAUGCAAUGAAAAUGAAAUAUUAUAUUACUAUUUAAAAUUUAUUAUGUGCAAAAGCAGCUGAAUAUUUCUCUGUUGUUAAAUUUGAUUAUGAUAAAGAAAUCUUCUAUGUUUCUUUGACUAAUAUUUGUGCAAGGUAUUUUCAUUAGUAUAAUAGAAUUAAUUUUUAACACCCCACUUGUUUACUCACUAUUCAAAUUUUACAAAACUGCUUAAUAUACCCUUCUCAGCGAUAACAGUUUUGA
Messenger RNA from Paramecium pentaurelia, 1172 nucleotides. NCBI's taxonomy places the organism in Eukaryota, Ciliophora, Oligohymenophorea, Peniculida, Parameciidae. The record is from the annotation of a GenBank genome assembly.